Molecule: messenger RNA, 1485 nt
Organism: Emiliania huxleyi CCMP1516
Lineage: Eukaryota; Haptophyta; Isochrysidales; Noelaerhabdaceae
Exons: 3
Coding region: 1-1485 (494 amino acids)
Molecular function (GO): glycosyltransferase activity
Source: RefSeq, a predicted model, not a curated record
AUGCACGACUCGCAGCACACCGCCGUGAAAUUGCAGUGGCUAACCACGAUCAACGACAACAACGCCUUCGAGACGCUCAGCACAGUCAUCUCGGCGCUUGCGCUGCAGCAUGCUGCGUGCAACCUCACGUGGCAGCCAGCUGGGCCGGCUCGUGGCAAAUUGCACAUCGCCACACUUACCGACCACUUCCGCCAGCACCAAUGGCGCUGCGGCAGACCGGUGCCACCGUCGCCCGAGCGCUGCUUCACGAGCGAGAGCGGAUCGCUGCGGAAGCAGUGCUUUGCCGACUCGCGCAUCGUGCACAGUUUUCAGUUCCACUCUGGGAGGGCGAGCGAUGCCUACCUUGCUGUGCGCUCGCUCCGGCGUGCCGCCUUCCGCUGGCUCGCGGUGCCCGCGCCGGCAGCACCAGCACGCCCGCAAGCACUGCUGCUGCAGCGGUGGCCGAGAAUUUUGCGUCGGCCUCAACGCGUCGUCCACAAUGAGGCGGAGGUGCUCGGCGCGCUGCGUGCAACCGGCUUUGAUGCGCGCGCCUUCACGCCCGAGCGGAUGCCGCUCGCCGAGUUACUCGCGCUGAUGCGCCGCUCAUCGCUCUUGGUGUGCGUGCACGGCGCCGGCAUGAUCAACCAGAUCUUCAUGCCACCGGCUCGCGCCGCGGUGGUGGAGGCGUUCCUGCCGUCGCAGGGCUACAACACGGGCGCGCACCUGAGCCACAUUCUGGGCUUUCAACACCUCAAGCUCUUCCUGCGUUGGGAGGAUAUCGACGACGCGCCACUGCGCUCAGCCGCCGCGUUCAACGCCACCAGUUUCUUCAAGCGGCGGACCGGGCGCGCCUUCCUUCAGCGCAAUGCAGCGGCCGCCUCCGCCCUCGGCCCGGCCCCCGAGGAGUGGCUGGAGCCGGCUCUGGCUCCCCCCGCCGCCGCGGUAAUAGCGGCGGCGGGCGCGGGCUGCGCCGGCAGCGCGGUGAACAGUGUGGCGGUGGAGGCGCGCCUCCUCGACGGUGUCGGCGUGAUCGACGCCCGCGGUGUGGCCGUCGCGGCGCGCGUCUGGCUCCCGCACGCGCUUGAGAGCCUCGGCUUCUGCGUAGCGCCCGCCGCCGCCGCGCAGCUAAGGCUCCGCCUGCGCACCGCCGACGGUGCGACCGAGGCGGACGCGCUGCCGCUCUCAUCGACAGCGGUGCUGAUCGAUAUUGUCGACCCUGCCGCUGCCGGCGUGACCUCCGUGCGGCCGAGCGCCGCGCACCGCCAGCAGCUGCUGUAUUUUUGCGAGGCGCACGGCAAAUGGGGUUGCGCAAUGUCGCACGCCUAUCUGCACAUGCUGCUGCGGUGGGCCACCUUCUACAUGCUUUUCUCGCACGCUGCGCCCGCGGGUGGGUUGCUCACGUCCCACGCUAUCGCCACCUUUCUCUACCGCGAGGGGUCCGCCUUUGACGCCCUCUCCUCCUCGACCGGCGCGAAGGGGCGUGGCCCACCCCGUGGCGGUGUUUGA